Molecule: messenger RNA, 744 nt
Organism: Vicia faba (fava bean)
Lineage: Eukaryota; Viridiplantae; Streptophyta; Magnoliopsida; Fabales; Fabaceae
Source: the annotation of a GenBank genome assembly
AUGGGGUUAUCAGCGUCAAAACGAGUGAACAACAGUUUACAGAACUCGACUCAAUUUGACUCAGCCUGCAACUCAGUCUUCUUGCAAUCUCUUUCUCUAACACAGCACGCUUUCGAAGGAGUCUUACCUUACCAGCUCAAAACCGCUUCCGAUCAAAUCCACACCAUCCUCUCCUACUCUCACUAUCCACUCAUCCACAAAUGGCUCCCAUCCCCUCCCGAUCGCACUCAAGUUGACUCCGCCCUCCGCCAUGUCCUACCGCCCGAUCACCACCAUGAAAAUGUUCUCCGACUCCCACUCUUCAAGGAAUGGGCUCGAUACCUCUACACCGACGCCGUUGUGUCCUCCGCCACCAAAGCGCUUAUCCGUCGAGUUCCCGUCGGUGUUGCCGGAAUCGUUGGAAUCAGUGCCGUCGCUCGCCCUGGUCCUGGUCCGGCACUGCUUGGGACCUUCGUUGGGGCCUACUCCCUCGGUGUUGCUCUCUUUAUUUUUCUAGAUUGUGGGGUCAACCUAGCUUUUUAUUCUUGGAUUAUGUCAUGCCAUUGCUCUUCCUUCUUUCUACAUUCUGAAAAUGAGAAGUUUAAUGGAGGCAGUUCCGCAGAUGAAUUGAACAAUACAUGUCAUGCACUCAUGCUAGACAUUCAUUGUUUAGCUGUUUGCUCUGAGCAGAAACAACAGACUCCUCCUGGUAGAAGAAGCACUUCUGGCACAGACACUGGAAUCCUAUUGAGAUGCUGCGAUUGA